AUGGACCCGAGCUACAAGGCUCGCAAGGAGGCCUUCGUCUCGAACCUUUCGGGAAGCUCCAUCCUAGAAAUCAAUGCCGUCACCCUCGUCGCUUCGACAUCAGUCCUUCUCUGGUCCGCGCUCCAGUCCCGAUUGUUCAUCUUCGCACAUGCCAACCCCGCCUCCCUCGUGACAGACUUCCUUCUCAAUGUCCUAGCGAUCUUGUUUGCAACUACGGCAUAUUCGUCGGCGCCAUGGCUGCUGAACAUCCUCCUCGUCUCCCCCGUUCCAUUCAUCCUUUUGAUAUCCCGCCCACGGACCAAAAAAGCCAAACCUCCACGCAAGUCCACGUCCACGAAAAAUGAUGAUGCUCAAGAAAAGGCAGCGUCCCUGCCCAUCCACCCCUUCCUGACGACAUAUCGCGCUGCCAUGAUGAUCGUCACCUGUGUUGCCAUUCUGGCUGUUGACUUCCCCGUGUUCCCGCGUCGUUUCGCCAAGGUCGAGAACUGGGGUACAUCUCUCAUGGAUUUGGGUGUCGGCUCGUUUGUGUUUUCGGCCGGCGUGGUCUCCGCUCGUGCGGUUUUGAAGGGCCGUGAUUCGCGAUCUGCCCGGCCAGCUCUCCCCAAGAGACUGAUCGGCUCUGCACGACAUGCAGUCCCUCUCAUUGUUCUGGGUCUGAUCCGGCUCUGGAGUGUCAAGGGACUUGACUAUGCGGAACACGUCACGGAAUACGGCGUGCAUUGGAACUUUUUCUUCACGCUCGGCUUGUUGCCUCCCUUUGUGGAGAUCUUUGACUCUCUGACAGCGGUAAUUCCGUCCUACGAGGUCCUAGCGCUUGUCAGUGCAGCACUCUAUCAGGUCGCCUUGGAAUCAACCGAUCUCAAGGGUUACAUCCUCGUCUCUCCCCGCGGUCCAGAUCUGUUGUCGAAGAACCGCGAGGGCGUCUUCUCAUUCAUUGGAUACUUGGCCAUCUUCCUUGCGGGUCGGGGAGCUGGAAUUCGCGUUAUCCCCCGCGGAAUAUCGUCCUCCAAAAACCCACAGCAGGCGCGCAAAUCCGUGCUGACAAGCUUGGUGCUCCAGGCCUUGUUUUGGUCUACCUUGUUCUUUUUCAAUUCCACCUACGCUUUUGGCUACGGCGCCAACAUUAUCGUGUCGCGCCGGCUGGCCAAUAUGCCGUAUGUGCUCUGGGUCUCGGCGUUCAACAGCGCCCAGCUGUUCUUAUUCUGUCUGACCGAGACUAUCUUCUUUCCGGGGGUUCACCGGUUGUCCGGGCAAGACGGCGAGGCGGAGCGCGCCUCUUUUGCAACCAGCAGGAUCAUGCACGCGUUCAAUCGCGGUGGUCUUGGGAUUUUUCUCAUUGCGAACCUGCUGACAGGCGCAGUGAACUUGAGCGUGCAGACUUUGGAUGUCAAAGCGCCGCAGGCUAUGGGCAUCUUGGUGGGCUAUGCUGCAGUCCUGACUGGUGUCGCGCUGGCAAUGGACCGUUCAGUGGUGCAAUUGUCACAUGUGCUGACGUCGGGUCGUCUCCACCUUCCGCACCUGCUCGGCUUCCUCAACUUCUCCCAUUCACACAUCUCAAACACAACGACCGGCAGAAUGAGUGCUGAGGAUCGCAAGUUCCUCAACUACCCUCCACCCCGCGAGGGACCCAAGGUGCCUUACAAGAACGAGACCCAGUCGAUCCCCGUUUUCCGCGGCAUUCCACUGGCCAUCGGCGCAACACUAAUUCAUAAUGUCGGAUUAAUUCAGAGCCACUUCUGGCGCAAUGCAGGCUUCGAUGUAAUUCGCCAGAUCCCUCAGCUCGACCAGUAUGCCGCGCGCAACGACCCCACCGUCAUUCCAAUCCAGGACCACAGCAAGGAUGAACCAGAGACAUGGACGGUCUCUGUAGCUAAGAGAACGGGAGCCAAGGCCCAUUAUACCUCAGCCGACUACCAAGCGCUAUAUGCUUCGGGUGAUUUGACCCCUACCGCAGUCGUGGAGACGCUGCUCCCUCUGAUCCGGCGCGAUGUCACGCCGCCAGGCAAACAUUCUACUGCUUUCCUGGAGUCUCAAGUCGAGAGAAUCCUUGCAGCUGCGGCUGCCUCGACGGAGAGAUUUAAGAAGGGUCAGACACUGAGCCCAUUGGAUGGUGUGCCCGUCGCGGUGAAGGAUGAGGUGCAUAUCACCGGAUACAAGCGCACCGUGGGGACCAAGUUGGAUUUCAAGGGUGGUAAUGACGACACUUCGUGGUGUGUCAAGAAGUGGGAAGAAGCUGGAGCAAUUGUUAUUGGAAAGACUACUAUGCACGAACUGGGGCUAGACACAAAUAACAACAACCCCAACUAUGGGACUCCCAGAAACCCGCACAACAAGAACUACUACUGUGGCGGCUCAUCUGGCGGGUCCGGGUACGCCGUCGGCGCGGGCCUGGUGCCCAUUGCCCUCGGCGCAGACGGCGGAGGCUCGAUCCGCAUCCCAUCGUCGUUCUGUGGCAUCUGGGGACUGAAGCCUUCGCACAGUCGGGUCUCUGGAGCGCCGACACUCAGUCUAGCCCCGUCAGUGGGUGUCCUCGGACCCAUGGCAUCCAACAUAGACGACCUGGCCUGCGCCUACUACCUCAUGUCCGUACCAGCACCAGCCUCGCAAGACCCCGUCUCAGCCCAGUUCCCAGACCACGGCGUCACACCACCAAAGCCUUUCGCCCCGCAAACAAAAACCAUCGGCAUAGUCCGCGACUGGAACGACCGCGCCGAAGCUCCCGUGCGCGCUGUGCUAGACAACGCCCUCGACUUCUACCGUCAGCAGGGCUACACAAUCAUCGACAUCACAAUCCCCUACCUACCGGAAGGCCAGCGUGCGCACGUGCUAACCAUCAUGGCGGAGAUAGCCUCCGGCGUGCACCCGAACCAGAUCUCGAAACUCACCGCGCCGAACAAGGUGCUCGUCUCAAUGGGAAUGUACCAGAUCACGGCGCAGGACCUGCUCGCCGCCCAGCGUCUGCGCAAUCUCCUAAUGACCCACCUCGCGCACCUCUUCCAGUCGCAUCCGGGCCUGCUGAUCGUCUCCCCGACGACCCCGAUCCCGGGUUGGCACAUCGACGGCGAGAAUGACCUGUCCCGCGGUCUGUCGGAUGGCAAAUCCUCCGUUCGCAAUAUGGAGUAUGUCUGGCUGGCUAAUUUCACGGGCUGUCCAUCCAUCAAUUGUCCCGCUGGCUAUGAUCCUGAUUCCGGCGUGCCUAUCGGCGUCAUGGCGAUGGGUGAAUGGGGUACAGAGGAGGACUUGCUGCUUUUCGCGCGCGACCACGAACCUAUCCUCGAUCUUCCUGCUGCUCUUCCUCCUGUCGCAGGUGGCGAUGGUGAUACCUCUGGGACAACGGGCCUGCGUGCUCCUGGGACUAAGGAUGCUGUUUGGGAAGAUGUCAUUGCUAGAGCCAAGGAGAAGAUGGCUUCUGCCUGA
Penicillium riverlandense is the source of this 3417-nucleotide messenger RNA. Its product is annotated as Amidase. Bases 1 to 3417 code for a protein of 1138 amino acids. Gene Ontology annotation, cellular component: endoplasmic reticulum; membrane. Gene Ontology annotation, biological process: GPI anchor biosynthetic process; protein localization to plasma membrane. Gene Ontology annotation, molecular function: glucosaminyl-phosphatidylinositol O-acyltransferase activity. The record is from RefSeq and is a predicted model, not a curated record. NCBI's taxonomy places the organism in Eukaryota, Fungi, Ascomycota, Eurotiomycetes, Eurotiales, Aspergillaceae. The transcript is spliced from 5 exons.